GUGCGCCAAAAGAAAAAAGUUGUAAACCUCCACGUCAAGCCAAAAAAAAAAAUGUCAAAUGGAAAAAUAAAUAAACAACGCCAACAAACCAAUCAAUCAACCCAAUCAACCCAACCCAACCCAACCAUAUAAGAACAGAUCAAUCCAAGUAGACAAUGGCAGACCAGACGUUGAGAGGAAGGCAAAUAACGAGCCUUGAACGAAUGCUUCAUUUGAAUAAAGAUGGGUCAGCUGAUUUAACGUUGGCUUCUAAGAAUGAAGAAAUCAUUUGGAAAGUGUUAAUCUUGGAUUCUAAAUCAAGAGCUGUAUUAUCAUCUGUAUUAAGAGUCAAUGACUUGUUGAGAUGUGGGAUAACAGUUCAUUCUUUGAUCAAUUCCAAACGUACAGAAUUACCUGAUGUCCCUGCUAUCUACUUUAUAGAACCAACUAUUGAUAAUAUUGUUCAAGUGAUUGAAGAUAUUGAUAAUGAUAAAUAUGAAAGUUUCUAUAUUAAUUUCAUAUCAUCGAUUAAUCGAGAAUUAUUAGAAGAUUUUGCUAAGAAAGUAUCGCUUUCCGGUAAAUCAAUUAAAAUAAAACAAGUAUUUGAUCAAUAUUUAGAUUUCAUCGUUACAGAACCAAAUUUAUUUUCAUUAGAUAUUCCUCAUACUUUCACUCAAUUUAAUAAAGUUGAUACUAGUGAAGAUACCAUUCAACAUAUAUCUCAUCAAAUCGCUGAUGGUUUAUUAUCAACCAUUAUAACUUUAAAUAAUGUACCUGUCAUAAGAGCUCAACAAGGAGGUCCAGCUGAAUUUGUUGCUCGUCAAUUGGAUGCUAAAUUAAGAGAUUAUCUAAGUAAUUCCAAAAAUUUAAUUACUCAAUCAAUUCAACAAAGACCAGUAUUGAUAUUAUUAGAUCGUAAUAUUGAUUUGGCUUCUAUGUUUUCUCAUUCUUGGAUUUAUCAAUGUAUGGUUAGUGAUGUAUUUAAAUUACAAAGAAAUACCAUUAAAAUUUAUAAAUAUAAUCCCAAUAAUAAUAAUAAGAAUAAUCAAGACAAUCAAUCACCAACAAGUAAAAAUUAUGAUGUCGAUCCAAAAGAUUUCUUUUGGAAUAAAUAUGCUCAAUUACCUUUCCCAGAUGUGGUUGAAAGUGCUGAUGUUGAAUUAAAUGCUUAUAAAAGUGAUGCUAAAGAUAUAACUAGUAAAACAGGUAUAACAUCCUUAAGUGACAUUGAUCUUAAUGCCGCUAACGAUACGGCUAAUAUACAACAAGCAGUGGAAAAAUUACCUGAAUUAACUGCCAGAAAAGCUACUUUAGAUAUGCAUAUGGAUAUUUUAGCAGCUUUAAUUAAUGAAUUACAAGCAAAGAAUUUAGAUAAAUUUUUUGAAAUUGAACAAAAUUCUCAUGAUCCAAAAAUUCAACGAGAAUUUAUUGAAUUACUUGAAUCAUCAGCUGAAAGAGAUAAUUCCAUUGAUAAAUUAAGAACAUUUUUAAUUUUAUCCUUAUUAGUUGAUUUACCUCAAGAUUUUAUUUUAAAAUCAAAACAAAUCUUAAUUGAAAAAUAUCCUGAUAUGAAUCUUAAUGCUUUAAAUUAUAUUUUAAAAUUUAAAGAAAUUACAAAAUUAAGUAAUAUAUCUUCAUUAAAUGAUACAUCAGUUAAUGCCAAUUAUAAUGCUGCCAGAUCAACCAAUACAACUGCAUUAUUAAGUGGAUUAUCAUCAAAAUUAUAUGGUUUAACUGAAGGUAGAAUUUCAGAAGGGUUAAGUACUAUUGCUACAAAGAUUAAAAAUUUUAUACCUGAAAAGAAACAAUUACCAGUUACAAAUGUAGUUGAAGCAAUUAUGGAUCCUAAUAAUGCAUCAUCAACAUCAGUUCAAUUAACUGAUGAUUAUUUAUAUUUUGAUCCUAAAUCAAGAGGAGGACAUUCAAAACCUCCUAGAAGACAAUCAUAUCAAGAAUCAUUAGUAUUUGUGGUUGGAGGUGGUAAUUAUUUAGAAUAUCAAAAUUUACAAGAAUGGGCUAAUAUUGAUGCUAAUAGGAAAGUAAUUUAUGGUAGUACUGAAAUAAUGGCUGCUAAUGAUUUCUUACAAGAAUGUAAUGAAUUAGGCAGUUAAUACAUAGUAGAUAAAUAAGUUUCUUUGCUAAAAAUACAUUG
This is a messenger RNA of Scheffersomyces coipomensis, 2131 nucleotides long. RefSeq names its product syntaxin-binding protein. NCBI's taxonomy places the organism in Eukaryota, Fungi, Ascomycota, Pichiomycetes, Serinales, Debaryomycetaceae. Gene Ontology annotation, biological process: intracellular protein transport; endoplasmic reticulum to Golgi vesicle-mediated transport. Gene Ontology annotation, cellular component: cytosol; Golgi membrane. The transcript has a single exon. Bases 156 to 2090 code for a protein of 644 amino acids. The record is from RefSeq and is a predicted model, not a curated record. Gene Ontology annotation, molecular function: syntaxin binding.